AAAGCUAUGUAUGCUGUCUGAUUGCAUAGUUGAUUUUUUUUUGUGAUUUUAAAAAUGCUGUUAAAUAGAAUCAUGUGGAACUGUGGUUUUAUAGGUCAAAAAUGAUCAAAUAUUGGUGAUUUCAUAUGGCUCAACAUGAUAUAGGAUUAACUUCCUUAUAGUACUACUACUUGCCAUUCUUAAAUCCUUACUUCUGAGUCUCAGUUAUCUAGCUUGAAUUGCAAAUAAUUUUUUUCAGGAAGGAAGUGGGUAGUGUAUUCUAUGCCUUUUUAUAUCAGUUGGUGUUCUUACAGUGUCAGCUUUCAAUUGAGAGGAAUCAUUAUUGUGUCCCCAGAGAUACUAAACCCUCUUUACCAUAGAAGUGAGCAUUAUGAGGAAGGACAGGACUAAAAACUUUGUGAGUGAGUCUUAAGUAUGGUAUUGAAAGGCACAACUCUUUAUUUUCCACCUUUGGUUCCCAGACCAUGUGCACUGGUUUUAGGAUACUAAGUUGUAGCAACAUUGUAUCCUGGAGGAUAGUAUUCCAGCCUCUCAAGGUAUUGCUUCCUGUGCAGUAAAGGACCUAGUUUUACCCUCAGUAAGGUGACUUUUGUCCUUUUCUACAGAGAAAUAACAGUUGGAGCAACUGGGAUGCCUUGGCCAGAGACUUCCAGGCCAUAACUCAGAAUUUGUGCUGGCCAGACCAGAAAAGACUUACCUGGGAGGUCGAUAUCAACUAGCCCCUACAGGCAUGAUUUAGCUUAUCAUGCAGGACUGGCUGAUAAAAAAGCCCUGAACACGGAGGCUCAGAGAGCUUCCUGGUUGAUGAGAACAUCUUCUCUUGGGAGGGUAAAGUGUCCCUUGGGACAUGGAAGCUUCAUGUUGGGAACCCUCCCAGACUUUGCUCUAGGCAUCUCUUCAUUUGUAUCGUUUUUGGUGAUAAUAAAUCUGUAGUUGUAAGUAUGGUAUGCUCUCCAUGACCUUUAUGAGUUGUUCUCGUGGAUUAUUGAACCCAAAGGGGUAAGAGGAACAAGCACGUCAUAAAGUAAGGAUGUCGUGUUAACUCCCAAGUUUAUGGCUGGCAUCCUGAAGGGGUAGUGGGAACUAGCCCUGAAUUUGUGGCCAGCAGGUCAGAAUGCCAGGGUGUCAUGUGAACUCUCCAAACUUGUGGCUUAUGUCUUGCCUAUUUGGCAGUCUGAAGGAUGGUGUCCUUUAACUUGUGACCUCUGAUUUCACUCCAGGUGGCUAGGGUCAGAGAGAGUGUGUGCCAGGGGUAGCUGGCGAUGAGGAUGGAGAAGUGGGAAUGUGAAGUCUGGAUUAAUCUCCACAUUUUGGGGAUUGGAUUUAUGCUGAUCCUUACUGUGCACUUUCCAACUAGUCCCAUAAUUUAAUCUUCAGUAGACCACUAUCCCAUUCUAAUUAGUGAAUUCUGUGGGCUUUACUUCCAUAAGUGAAAUCCCUGAUUACAAAAAGUGAUGAGUAAGAAUAUAAUUGUAUAAAAGUUAUUUCAGUAGGUGGAAUGAAUGAAGAAAGCCAACCCAAAUCCAGAAUUAGUGUUAUUCUUAUGAGAAUGGAGAGCUGCUGCUUUUAAUAUGUAUGUAGAUGACCCACAGAUAAAGAGUGAGAUCUGCCCUAUAGAACGUGGAAUCCUACUCGUAAUGUCAGGCCUAUUCUACUAAGUGGAAUUUUACUCUGAAUGGGCCCAGUACCCUAAAACAUGAAUGGUAGUUUGCUGGGUGACUGGGUUAUAGAUCAUUUUAAUUUUCUUCCCUAUGCAUUUCUACAUUGACUAACUUCUCUGUAGUGAACAUGUAUUACUUUUGUGUUCAGGUACAAUAUUUUAGAAUGUUAAGGUCAAACCUAGUAGGAUUGUAAAAUAAAUAUAAAUAUCAGAUCUAAUCUAGCAAGCAUGGCCUAUAGUAAUGAGUAAACAACGGCGUUAAUCAGAAUUGUCUCUAAAUGUUUGCAAGAGGAAGAAUUGAUGAAAGCCUCUAACAACAUGAAUUUUGACUUACCUGUGAAAAAUCACGGCAGGAGUCCUAAGAAAGGCCUUCUGGCCCCAUUCCCCAGUUCGAAAUUCCUGAAGAAAGAGGUAAAAAUAGUCAUGGGCUUUAUACAGGACAACAGUGUUAUUGUUUCUUCUGGUUGGGUCCCCCACUCACUGGUGAUCAUACUUCUGCUGAUAGGAGGGGAGAAGGUUGUGAAGACUUCCCUCAGACUCUCACUUUUAGAGAGGAGACAGGUGCCUGCAUUCCAUUUAUUCACUAACCGGUUAUUCUCACUCUGUCUUGUCCACAGGCAGCUGGCUAAGAGCCUUGGACAGGCUGGUGAAAUCGAGCCUGAAACAGAAGGAAUACUAACAGAAUAUGGUGUGGAUUUCUCUGAUUUCUCUUCAGAAGUUCUAAAAUGUCUCCCUCAGAACCUGCCAUGGACAAUUCCACAAGAGGAAUUCAGCAAGAGAAGAGAUUUAAGGAAAGACUGUAUCUUCACCAUUGACCCUUCCACUGCUCGAGACCUCGAUGACGCCCUCUCCUGCAAGCCACUCGCUGACGGCAACUUCGAAGUGGGCGUCCACAUCGCUGACGUGAGUUACUUCAUUCCCGAAGGAUCGGAUCUGGACAGAGUGGCUGCCCAGAGGGCCACCAGUGUCUACCUGGUGCAGAAGAUCCCAGGCCUCACCAUACCUGGCAGCACAUGUGACAUGCGGAAGAUGGACUUCCAGACAUACCUCUGCCAGGUCAAAUAA
Molecule: messenger RNA, 2725 nt
Organism: Trichechus manatus latirostris (Florida manatee)
Lineage: Eukaryota; Metazoa; Chordata; Mammalia; Sirenia; Trichechidae
Product: DIS3-like exonuclease 2
Exons: 4
Coding region: 1961-2725 (254 amino acids)
Biological process (GO): mRNA catabolic process; miRNA catabolic process
Cellular component (GO): P-body
Molecular function (GO): RNA binding; 3'-5'-RNA exonuclease activity
Source: RefSeq, a predicted model, not a curated record